Molecule: messenger RNA, 1449 nt
Organism: Rangifer tarandus platyrhynchus (Svalbard reindeer)
Lineage: Eukaryota; Metazoa; Chordata; Mammalia; Artiodactyla; Cervidae
Source: the annotation of a GenBank genome assembly
AUGUCAGCACGCAAAGAGAGAAAGCAGAGCGACUUGAGAUUCUCAGUCUUCCCGCGGGCUGGGGAGGGGAGGGACGGAGACGCGGAGGUUUGUCAGCCAGCGCGCUCCUCUCUGCGGAGGCGAGACCCGAGUCCCUGCGGCGGCGUUGGUGGCUUUGCUUGUCGUUUGCGCUCCUCCUCAGCAGGCCUCCUGGCCUCCUCCGUUUACUUAGAAAUGGGAGUCAGAACGCUGCACCUUCGCUUCCUCCCAGCCCUGCCUCCUUCUGCAGAACGGAGCUCAAUAGAACUUGGUACUUUUGCCUUUUACUCUGGGAGGAGAGCAGCAGACGAUGAGGAGAAGAUAAUGAAUGUCAAAGGAAAAGUGAUUCUGUCAAUGCUGGUUGUCUCAACUGUCAUUGUUGUGUUUUGGGAAUAUAUCCACAGCCCAGAAGGCUCUUUGUUCUGGAUAAACCCAUCAAGAAACCCAGAAGUUGGUGGCAACAGCAUUCAGAAGGGCUGGUGGUUUCCGAGAUGGUUUAACAAUGGUUACCACGAAGAAGAUGAAGACAUAGACGAAGAAAAGGAACAAAGAAAGGAAGACAAAAGCAAGCUUAAGCUAUCGGACUGGUUCAACCCAUUUAAACGCCCCGAGGUUGUGACCAUGACGGAUUGGAAGGCUCCUGUGGUGUGGGAAGGCACUUACAACAGAGCCGUCUUAGAUGAUUAUUAUGCCAAGCAGAAAAUUACCGUCGGCCUGACGGUUUUCGCUGUCGGAAGAUAUACAGACCGUUAUUUGUAUACAUUUAUAACAUCAGCUGACAAAUAUUUUAUGGUUGGCCAGAAAGUCAUCAUUUACAUCCUGGUAGAUGACUUCUCUCAGGUGCCCUGGGUAGAGCUGGCUCCCCUCCGAAUGCUGAAAAUUUUUCAAAUAAAGCGAGAGAAGAGAUGGCAAGACAUCAGUAUGAUGCGCAUGAAGAUCAUCAGUGAACAUGUUGUGGAUCACAUCCAAUAUGAAGUUGACUUCCUCUUUUGCAUGGAUGUGGAUCAAAUCUUUGUAAAAAAAUAUGGACUGGAGACUCUAGGGGAGUCAGUAGGUCAGUUACAUGCUCAUUGGUAUAAGACAAGUCCUUCAGAGUUACCUUAUGAGAGGAGUCAGUCAUCAGAAGCAUAUAUACCUAUUGGUAAGGGGGACUUUUAUUAUCACGCUGCUGUCUUUGGUGGUACUCCUAUUCAGGUUCUCAAUAUUGCUAGGGAGUGCUUCAGAGGAAUCAUGAACGAUAAGAAAAAUAACAUUGAGGCAGUGUGGCAUGAUGAAAGUCACUUGAACAAAUAUUUUUUCCUCCAUAAACCCACUAAAAUCUUGUCACCGGAAUACUGCUGGGAUGAGUUUGGAUCUAAUAGUAUUAAGAAUGGCACUUUCAAACUCUAUUGGGCUAUUAAAAAUUAUGACUUUCUUAGACAGUCAGUGUAA